AAUAGAAGAACAUAAAUGUCCAAAGGUGACAUAUAGGACAACGAUGGAUCAUCACCGUUAAUAUAACCAAUUGUCGUUACCAUUCUCCGCCGUACAUAUACACCUUCCACUUCCCUCUGCCGGUUCCCUCUCACACGGAACAAUGGCGGCACCACCGCCGUCGCAUCUGCAUACCAUACUAUCUAUCUUCCUCUUCCUCCUCCACCUCUCUCUCCUCCAUGCCACUCUGCCACCUAGCAACCACCCAGACCUAGCUCCAUUACUGUCGUUCAAAUCGUCCUCAGACAUCUCAAACAAGCUCUCCUCCUGGAAAAACUCAUCGAACCCAUGUGACAAGUCCUCGGGCUUCUACGGCGUCUCAUGCCUCCAUAACCGAGUCACCGGACUCGUCCUUGAAGACCUUAAUCUACAUGGACAAUUCGACUCACUCACCUCCCUCGUUAAGCUUCGUGUCCUCUCUCUGAAACGCAACCGUCUCGUCGGUCCAAUUCCCGAUCUCUCCAAUCUCACUUCUCUGAAACUGCUUUUCCUAUCUUAUAAUCAGAUCUCCGGCGAGUUCCCGCCAUUGUUACCCUCUCUAUUCCGUCUCGAUCUGUCCCAUAACAACCUCUCCGGCGGUAUUCCGGCUACACUCAACCGUUUGACUCAAUUGUUGACUUUACGUUUAGAGGAAAACCAGUUUUCGGGUUCGAUUCGGUUUCUGAAUUUAUCGAGUUUACAGGACUUUAAUAUUUCUAUGAACAACGUUUCCGGCGAAAUACCUGCAAGUCUUUCGGGGUUCUCCGAUUCCGUUUUCUUAAACAACUCGGUUUUAUGCGGAUUCCCACUUCUCCGAUGCAAGGAACCCGAAAUACCCUCUGAUGUGUCGUCAUCUCCGACCUCCCUGCCUUGGACGGCGGCAGUGCCUAGUAAUAAAAAAUCUGGAAAUAACAAGAUAAGUACUCUCGCCAUUGCAGCCAUUAUAAUCGGAGAUGUUUUGGUACUGGCAUUAGUGUCGUUACUACUGUACUGCUAUUUCUGUCAGAAAUCCGGCGAAGAAUCGAUAAACGAGAAGAAGAACGUUCAGCAAGUGGAGAAGACAGCGUACCCAACUCCGCCGGUGAGUUCGUUCGAGAAGGGUAGAAUGGUGUUUUUUGAUGGAGCGAAGAGGUUUGAACUGGAGGAUUUGUUGAGAGCGUCGGCGGAGAUGUUGGGUAAAGGUGGGUUAGGGACGGCGUACAAGGCGGUGUUGGAUGACGGGCAUGUGGUGGCGGUUAAGCGGCUGAAGGAGGUGGUGACUGGUGGUAAACGUGAAUUUGAACAGCAGAUGGAGGUUUUAGGGAGUUUACGGCAUCCUAACGUCGUUAGUUUGAAAGCUUAUUAUUUUGCAAAAGAUGAAAAAUUGCUUGUCUACGAUUACAUGACUAACGGCAACUUGUUCUGGCUUCUUCACGGAAACAGGGGCCCAGGAAGAACACCAUUGAACUGGUCAACAAGGCUGAAGAUAGCAGCCGGAGCUGCCAGAGGCCUGGCUUUCAUUCACACCACCGGCACCUCCGUUAAACUCAUCCACGGCAACAUCAAAUCCACAAACAUCCUUCUCGACAAAUCCGGCAACGCCUGCGUCUCCGACUGCGGCCUCUCCUCCUUCACCCCUCCAACUGCCGCCCCAAGAUCCGCCGGCUACCGUGCACCUGAACUAUCAGCGGCCGGCAACAACCGUAGUAAGCCCACUCAAAAAUCCGACAUUUACUCUUUCGGGGUCCUGUUAAUGGAGCUUCUCUCCGGAAAAUGCCCAUCCAAUGUGGACGGUAGUGGGGUUCUGGACCUGCCACGGUGGGUUCAGUCGGUGGCGAGAGAAGAAUGGACGGCGGAGGUGUUUGAUUUGGAGCUGAUGAGAUACAAGGAUAUUGAAGAAGAGAUGGUCCAGCUGAUGAACAUUGCUUUAUCAUGUACCUCAGGUGCAGUGGAUCAACGCCCUACCAUGGAACAUGUUGUGAAAAUGAUCGACGACAUAGAUGGAGCUGAGGAGAUGUCACCGCGGAAUGACUCCUUUGACUUGGUUUCUUCUAACUCGCCUUCGGUUAUCGAGACGUGAUGAGUCAAUGGUUAGUGUUCUUGACAACAAAUUAAAAUUGUUUUAUUAUUUUUUGCUCAAAUUGAUGUGAUGUGAUGUAAGUUUGCUUUAAUCAAAUCCUUGUUGAUUAAUUAUUAAAUAUUAUUAAAUUAUCUUGUUUUACGUG
Lactuca virosa is the source of this 2222-nucleotide messenger RNA. The record is from the annotation of a GenBank genome assembly. NCBI's taxonomy places the organism in Eukaryota, Viridiplantae, Streptophyta, Magnoliopsida, Asterales, Asteraceae.